Messenger RNA from Manacus vitellinus (golden-collared manakin), 2782 nucleotides. RefSeq names its product inhibitor of nuclear factor kappa B kinase subunit beta (gene IKBKB). Gene Ontology annotation, molecular function: IkappaB kinase activity; ATP binding. Bases 1 to 2292 code for a protein of 763 amino acids. Gene Ontology annotation, cellular component: cytoplasm; IkappaB kinase complex. The record is from RefSeq and is a predicted model, not a curated record. Lineage: Eukaryota; Metazoa; Chordata; Aves; Passeriformes; Pipridae. Gene Ontology annotation, biological process: tumor necrosis factor-mediated signaling pathway; positive regulation of transcription by RNA polymerase II; peptidyl-serine phosphorylation. The transcript has 20 exons.
AUGCGGGAGCGCCUCGGCACGGGGCUUCGGCAGUCGUCCGUGGGACAAAAGGUAGGCGGGGGUCGGGCCAGGGGCGCGCCCGCGCGGGGCCCCCCGCGCUCCAGCGGCCCGGGUGUGCGCAGAGAGACCGGCGAGCAGGUGGCAUGCAAGCAGUGCCGGCAGGAGCUGAGCCCGCGCAACCGCGACCGCUGGGCGCUGGAGAUACAGAUCAUGAAGAGGCUCAACCAUCCCAAUGUGGUGGCUGCCCGUGAUGUCCCUGAAGGGAUGCAGAAGCUUGCACCAAAUGACUUACCCUUGCUGGCCAUGGAGUACUGCCAGGGUGGAGACCUCCGCAAGUACCUGAAUCAGCUGGAGAAUUGCUGUGGCUUGCGGGAGGAAGCCAUUCUCAUCUUGCUGUCUGAUAUUGCUUCUGCUCUCAGGUACCUUCAUGAGAACAGGAUCAUCCACAGAGACUUGAAACCAGAGAACAUUGUGCUGCAGCAAGGAGAGCAGAGGUUAAUACACAAAAUCAUUGACCUGGGUUAUGCUAAGGAACUGGAUCAGGGUAGCCUGUGCACAUCCUUUGUUGGGACUCUGCAGUACUUGGCUCCAGAGCUGCUGGAACAGCAGAAGUACACGGUGACAGUGGAUUACUGGAGCUUUGGCACACUGGCCUUUGAGUGCAUUACGGGCUUCCGACCGUUCCUGCCCAACUGGCAGCCAGUGCAGUGGCACACAAAAGUGCGUCAGAAGAGUGAGCUGGAUAUUGUUGUUUCAGAAGACUUAUCUGGAGAAGUCAAGUUUUCCAGCAGCUUACCCUGCCCAAACAAUCUAAACAGUGUUUUGUCUGCGAGGUUGGAGAAAUGGCUGCAACUCAUGUUAAUGUGGCACCCACGUCAGAGAGGGACAGAUCCUACAUAUGGACCCUAUGGGUGUUUCAAAGCCCUGGAUGACAUUUUGAACUUGAAGUUGCUUCAUGUUUUGAACAUGGUUACGGGAACCGUGCACACCUACCCUGUGACAGAGGAGGAGACUCUGGAGAGUGUGAAGGCCAGGAUCCAGGCAGACACAGGAAUCCCAGAACAGGACCAGGAGCUACUGCAGGAAGCAGGACUUGAAUUGUUUUCUCAGAAGUUGGUCACUAAACAUAUAGCUGAUAGCAAGGUGAAUGAUGCUGCAGCUGCAGACACAGACCUCCUGUUCCUCUUUGACAACAAGAAGGUUUCCUACGAGGCUCAGGUGGCCUUGCGUCCUCACCCAGAAAGUGUCGACUGCAUCCUUCAGGAUCCCAAGAAGAACCUGCACUUCUUCCAGCUGCGCAAGGUGUGGGGUCAGAUCUGGCACACGAUCCGGGUGCUGAAGGAGGACUGUAACCGGCUGCAGCAGGGGCAGCGCGCGGCCAUGAUGAAUCUGCUGCGUUACAACAGCACCCUCUCCAAGAUGAAGAAUUCUAUGGCCUCCCUUUCCCAGCAGCUGAAAGCAAAGCUGGACUUCUUUAAAACAAGCAUCCAGAUCGAUCUGGAAAAGUAUAAAGAGCAGAUUGAAUUUGGAAUUACUUCUGAGAAGCUGCUGUUUGCCUGGAAAGAGAUGGAACAAGCUGUGGAACUUUGUGGGCGGGAGGAUGAUGUGGAUCAGCUGGUGAAGAGGAUGAUGGCCCUGCAGACAGACAUUGUGGACCUGCAGAGAAGCCCACUAGGUCGUAAACAAGGAGGAACACUGGAGGAUCUAGAAGAACAGGCCCGAGAGCUGUACCGGAGACUGAGAGAGAAGCCAAGAGAUCAGAGGACAAGUGGUGACAGCCAGGAAAUAGUGAGGCUGCUGCUCCAGGCAAUCCAGACCUUCGAGAAGAAAGUUCGAGUCAUUUAUGCUCAGCUCAGUAAAACUGUAGUUUGCAAGCAGAAGGCACUGGAAUUGUUCCCCAGAGUGGAGAAGGUGAUGGAUCUGAUGCGUGAAGAUGAGGAAACCGUUGUCAGGCUUCAGGAGAAACGGCAAAAAGAAUUGUGGAACUUGCUGAAAAUUGCUUGUAGUAAAGUCCGUGGUCCUGUCACUGGCAGCCCAGAGAGCAUGAACACAUCUCGUCUUGGUGGCCCUGGUCAGCUGCUGCUGCAGGUCCCUUCUGAAACCUACCAUUUAUCAGACUCUGUAAGAAAAAGUGAGGAGCUACUGCUGGAAUCACAGAAACUUUGUAGCCAGCUAGAAAAUGUGAUGUAUGACACAAUGAAGGAUCAGGAGCAGAGCUUCAUGGCUCUAGACUGGAGCUGGCUGCAGCUUCAGGUGGAAGAAACCAACAGUCCAGAACAAACCCAGAUGUGAAAUCACGUCCGUCGCCCCUGAAGACGCUGCUUUGGGAAGCCAAGUGUGAAAAGCUGCUGCCCCCAAGAAGGGAAGAUCAACUGCCUCCUUCUGUCACCUGCUGCUCCUGUGACACACACAGCCUAGCUUUAGUAUCCACCUCCCAGACACUCUGCUCACAAAGCUACAGUAGGAAAUGCCUGUUCUAACUGCCUGGAAAACGUUCUUAAUUGUGCCUUAUGACAGCAGAUAAUUCUUAUUCUCUGUCCUGAUAUAUCUUCCCUUAGGCAUCACCUGUGGCUGUUCUACUGCAUUUUAGGCUUUCUGAUGGAACAAUGGACAAUGUUUGCCCAGGCACUGGUAGAUGUCACCUUUGUAAUAUACUUGAACUGUGAACCUCAUUUCUUAACUCUGCUGAUUUGCACUUUUUUUUCUUUAAGUGUAAUGGUUGUACUUACCUAAUACUUGUUUCCUAUAUGGGAACGAAAUUAUCUAAAACAUGUAAACUUUU